AUGAAGGCUUUUAUCGUGAUCUGCGCUAUCGUAGCCUGUGCUUCAGCAGGCUCUGAAAAGCGUGACAAGCGCGGAUUGCUCAGUGGCCUGCACUCUAUUGACUCACUCUCUUACGGAGGUUCGUACGGUGGGCUCUACAGUGGGUACAACUUGGCCGCACCUGCACUAAGCUACGCCGCACCUGCAAUCAGCUACGCUGCACCUGCCGCUAAGAUCGUCUCCGUCAACAAAGUGGUGAACACCCACAAGGUCGUCAACGUCCCUAAGGUGGUGAGCGUUCCCAAGCUGGUGUCGGUGCCGCAGGUGGUGACAGUGAACAAGGUGGUGGCCACUCCCAGCCUCAGCGUCUACAGCGGAGGACUCGCCGGCUACGGAUACGGAUCCGGGCUGGGUUACGACGCCGGAUACGGUCACGGAGCUGGUUACGGAUACAGUGGAUACGGCGCUGGCUACUCAGCAGGCUGGUGGUGA
Messenger RNA from Melitaea cinxia (Glanville fritillary), 471 nucleotides. RefSeq names its product cuticle protein 64-like. The coding region runs from base 1 to 471 and encodes 156 amino acids. The transcript is spliced from 2 exons. The record is from RefSeq and is a predicted model, not a curated record. Lineage: Eukaryota; Metazoa; Arthropoda; Insecta; Lepidoptera; Nymphalidae.